AAGCAAAGCUGUGGAAAACCGCCAAUAUAUCUCAAGACUGCGCAAGUGUUUGCAAGGUCGAGACAUUUCCAACAUGGUUCGGCACAUCAUAACACUACAACAAAUAAGAUUGUGGGUGUGAAAUACAAAAGAAUUAGAGAGGGAUUGAGGGAAAUUACUGGUACUUUUGAAACAUCCACACAUUUCUACCUUUCCUGAACCGGUUCACCCUCACAUGUUGCGUCUGUAAUAGUAUCUACAUCAUUUUAAUUUACGGCACCAACUCGACAUACCACAAACAUUUAUUGGUUUGAGGUUGGUUAUCAUUUCGGAAGGAAUGCCGGCCAGUGAGACUCGGGAGAAUGAACAGAGAAACCAUGAGACAUAGGAACUUCCAUCAUCUCAAAACCCCCAGCCAAAACCAAGCAUAUGUGGCGCCACCAGUACUGCCCCGUGAAUAGAGAGGGGUCGCGUUUUGUGCUGCUGUAAGCAAACAGCACAGUAAAGUCUGGAAAAGUUAUUAUCCAACAUUUAGUUUUAGAUUAAAGGUCCCCCAUGGAUUGGGAAUUACCAUAUUUGUCCCAUGAGCAUUCAUUCGAAGAAUGAUUUAGUCAUGAUUUAGUUUGAUUUUAUUAGUAAAUUGAUGCCAUUUCUGGCAGAUGUCAAAUGCAGUGUGAUAUAGAGCUAAAUGGUCUAAAUUUCAUUCUAAAUGGUCUGAUUUGGGUCAAGCAGAAAGAUUUGCAUGCCCAACAAUUUGAGUUUGAUUUGAAUUCCAAUAUAAAGUUAAAAAGUGAAAAUAUCAUAUCACUAUCAGUCAUUACAUCACAAAAAUUAGUAUUUGAUCUAAAAAAGAAGCCCAGAAAUAGCCCCACAAAUUAUGCAAUACUAUGCACUCUAAAAUAUUUCAGUACGUCAAAAGUCAGAUAAAAGAGACCACCCAUUGGCAAUGUAAAGAAUGAGAGAAUCCCAGACUGGCCAUUGAAAAUUUAGGCACACAAAAUUGGCCAAGUGUCAAGUGCUGAUGAGAAACAUACGGCUGGUAACAAUGAGUGUUCAGUGCUAGUUAAGCAUCCAGCAGAGCUGCGUGCAGUUCCUACCCCUUAUUCUGAAUCUGCUCCUUGAACCAGCAGCAUCUUUUCCAUCCCCAUUCAUUCAAGGAUCUCAUGCUUUGAUGAGCGUGAUCUCCACCUUUCGGGCUUUCGUGCAUGCUGCAUUUAAGGACCUGUGCCUCAACAAAUCUUGACGGCAAAACUGAUCUCAUCCCUGGAGGCUUACUUGAACAAGGAUUACACAGAUUCGUCAGGGCUAACCAUUCAUGACUAAAGAUCCAAACAAAAGCUGCACCAUGAAGGUACUUUUACUACUCGCCCUACUGACAUUAUGUCAUGCAAAACCAUACACGCAUAUCAACGUCAUGGACUUCAUCAAGCAUCAUGACAUCAUGCAACAAGACGCGGGUGAUUAUGAUGAUGACGACGACGACGACGAUGAUGAUUAUGACAAUUAUGAAGAUAACUUUGUUUCGGACUGUCCCGAAGGGUGUCGGUGCUCAAAGAAAGUUCUCCAGUGCUCAGAUCAGGGUCUGACCAAGGUGCCAAAGAACAUUCCUGCAAACACGUUGCUCGUCGAUCUCCAAAACAAUGACAUCACUGAAAUCAAGGAAGACGAUUUUAAAGGCUUGGAAAAUCUCUAUGCCCUGUUUCUGCUCAACAACCAGAUAUCAAAAAUUCACCCAAAGGCCUUUCGCAACAUGGACAAACUCAAGAUUCUCCACCUGUCAUAUAACUUGCUGACACAAGUCCCUGAGAACCUUCCCAAGAAUAUUCAGGCAUUGCGACUGCACGACAACAAGAUCAGCAGACUUCCAAAAGGAGCAUUUAGGGGAAUGCAAGACUUAAAUGUUUUAGAACUGAGUGCAAAUCCAAUUGCAAACAGCGGGAUUGAAGCGGGAGCUUUUGAUGACAUGGCGACUCUCUACUUGAGAAUAGCUGAAGCAAAGCUUACAGCUGUUCCUAAAGAUCUCCCAUCUUCCCUCACCGAACUUCACUUGGACUAUAACAAGAUCGCCAAAGUGGAGUCAGAGGAUUUUUUGAGAUUAAAAAAUCUACAGAGGUUGUGGCUUGACUUCAAUCAAAUCAAGUAUGUGGAGAACGGAAGUUUGGCUGGCAUUCCCAAAGUCAGAGAAAUUCAUUUGGACAACAAUAAACUGAAGAAAGUUCCUCCAGGUUUGAACAACCUGAAAUAUUUGCAGGUGAUGUACUUACAUGCCAACAGCAUCGCUUACGUUGGAGUAAAUGACUUUUGCCCUUCGAGAACCCGGGUUAAAAAAGCCCUCUAUACUAGGAUCAGUUUAUACGCAAACCCAGUGAAAUACUGGGAGAUUCAGCCACCGACUUUUCGGUGCGUAUCCAGCCACAAUUCGGUGCAACUGGGUAACCACAGAAAGUGAGCAAAACGGUACUAACGCAUACCAUCUUGCCACGGGAGGGCAGAAUUAUAGCUAGUCAUGAACUUCAUUCUAAUUUUAUAAAUUAUCCUUUCAUGUCUUCAUGGUGAUGUACAGAACAUAAUUUAUCCAAAAUCCAAGAGCAUCCGCAGAGACUACAGACUCGUUACUUGAAUUUGGUGAGGAUUUCGAAGAUUUCGAUUUCCAGUAAAGACAGAAUCAGCUACACUGUGUGCAAUAGUAACAUAGGUUUUCAUAGUUAUUGUUUACAUUGAAAUCUUUUCGACUUUAUAAAAGCCAGAGAACAGUUUUUUUAGGAUCAGGUGCUAAAGAAAUUUGUCCCUUAUGUAUUGAAGGUCAAAAAAUACAUUUUAGCUUAAAAGAAACGACUGUCUAGACUCAAAGAAAAAUAAAUACAAUUCGCAAGGCCAGUUCGUUUAUUGUUCUACUUCUUGUAUUUUAGAGAAUGGGCAUUACUCAUUGGUGCUUAUUAACAGUUUUAGUGAUAAAAAAAAAAAAAAAAUUAUACUGCAUGCUAAAUUUUCAUUAUAUAACAUUUUAUUCAUUGCCAGUGUUUUCUCUGAAAUAUUGGACAUGGACAUUCUUGUCAGGUCAUAGAAAUAGUGAAAAACUGACCUGUAUGGACCACCUGGUUGGUUGCAGUUUACACAACAGUUAAUUGUAAGUGCAAACCAGUGUUUUCUUUGCCAGCGGUGCUGUGUUAUUUGUUUCAAAUUCAGAUAUUGUUGUUUCUUUAGAAAAAUAAAGAAAAAUGAAAGAGUAAAUCUUGUUGGAUUCAGAAUGUGUACAUCUGUCCAGCAAUAAAACAAAAUACCACCAGAUGGAGACUUCAGUGUAGGAUUGGACCCGCUCUUCAGGACAUAAAUCUAGCAGUUGGAUAAUUCAAUAAAACUGAAGCCCCGACCUGCAAAAUAGUAGCUAUCCAUGAGAGGAUGUUGUGUUUAAUAUAGCAAGGCAAUUGUGAUAUUUUGUUGAAAUCAGGUUAAUACACUAUGUAAGUAUUAUUGACAUUCUAAUAAAUUUGAACUUGGUCAAAAA
Messenger RNA from Megalobrama amblycephala (Wuchang bream), 3484 nucleotides. RefSeq names its product asporin (LRR class 1) (gene aspn). The transcript is spliced from 8 exons. Bases 1295 to 2428 code for a protein of 377 amino acids. Lineage: Eukaryota; Metazoa; Chordata; Actinopteri; Cypriniformes; Xenocyprididae. The record is from RefSeq and is a predicted model, not a curated record. Gene Ontology annotation, molecular function: protein binding.